This is a messenger RNA of Racocetra persica, 394 nucleotides long. NCBI's taxonomy places the organism in Eukaryota, Fungi, Glomeromycota, Glomeromycetes, Diversisporales, Gigasporaceae. The record is from the annotation of a GenBank genome assembly.
AUGUUCCCGCAACGAAGAAGCGGUCGUUGGACUGACCAAGAAAAGCAGCUUCUUGAAACAUUGGUUCAGACCUAUGGUUACAACUGGAGGCUAAUCGCAAUACUUAUGCAGCAAACGCGCGAUCAGCGUCAGAUUCGGGAACAUUACCUUAAUCACCAGAAUCCCGCAAACGCAGAAUUACAUCAUCCGAAUCCAAAAGAAUUCAGGAAUUGUUUAGGCAAUAUGGUCGUCAGUGGAAACUUAUCGCUUCAUUUUUCCCUGGCUUCAGUCCUAUUAUGGUCACAAAAUCAACAACCGGACUUUGCUCCAUUUGGAAGUUAUCAACAAUUGGACCAUCAUCAAUUUGGGGAUAACCAGCAACAACCAGCUCUUUCUCCUCCUUCAGAUAGCAGUC